CCAGCGAGAACAACCAUGAGCUCGCUAGCAGCUGUUCAGAAGCCUGAGGAUGAAAUAUGCCCGGUGUGUCGGCUAGACACCUACAUGAACCCGUCGAUGCGGUUCCUGAUCAACACCGAAUGCUACCACCGAAUGUGCGAGUCGUGCGUCGACCGUAUAUUUUCGCAGGGCCCGGCGAAAUGUCCGAUUUACGGCUGCAACAUGACGCUGCGGAAGAACAAGUUUAAAAGGCAGACGUUUGCGGAUCUGCAGGUCGAGCGAGAGGUUGACGUGCGCCGGCGCGUGAAUCAGGUCUUCAACAGGCGGCGGGAGGAGUUUGAUUCCUUGGACGAGUAUAAUAAUUACCUCGAGCAGGUUGAGGCCGCGAUCUUUAAUCUGGUGAACCAUGUGCAGGAAGAAGAGACGGAGCAGAAAUUGAACGAAUACAAGGCUGCCAAUCAGUCAGCAAUCAAAGCGAACGCCACGCUUCUAAGCCAGGAAGAAGAAAAGGCAGAGAUCAUGCGUCAGCUGGAGGCAGAACGCAGACUAAAUCAGAGACUUUCUGCGAUUGAAGAGAGUGUCGCAGAGCAGGAGUUAAAGAAAGAAGCCGACCGGAAGAUCAUUCAGGACCUGGCCACCGCCAAAGACGGCGAGGCCGACAAUAUCGUCAAGCGCGCAGCAGCAUAUGUUCAGCGCGGUCUAGAUUUGAAGAAAUCUUCGGCACGAAGAGGACCUCGUGAGACUACUUCCGCCGUCUCGUUCGGAGACUCUGCACUCUCGCUCCUCAAUCAACGGACGCGGACAAAUAUAGCGGAUACUGCGGACGGCGCGCCGUUUGAUCCUACGACUGAGGAGUAUGUCAACGAGUUCUACAAGGUGCAGUCCCAGUACUACGACCCGUUUCUGGACAAUGUGGCAUCAAAUAAGCAAGCACAGGCUGCAGGGUUUCAAGUCGGAGUAGUGUACGAGCAGGUUUUGUUUGACGCUUUUAUGGGUCUGGGAGUUUUUAUCGAGGAGGAGAAGAAGCAGGUGUAGAAGACAC
This is a messenger RNA of Myxozyma melibiosi, 1021 nucleotides long. RefSeq names its product CDK-activating kinase assembly factor MAT1-domain-containing protein. The record is from RefSeq and is a predicted model, not a curated record. Bases 16 to 1014 code for a protein of 332 amino acids. Lineage: Eukaryota; Fungi; Ascomycota; Lipomycetes; Lipomycetales; Lipomycetaceae. Gene Ontology annotation, cellular component: transcription factor TFIIH holo complex. Gene Ontology annotation, molecular function: cyclin-dependent protein serine/threonine kinase activator activity. The transcript has 2 exons. Gene Ontology annotation, biological process: regulation of transcription by RNA polymerase II; positive regulation of cyclin-dependent protein serine/threonine kinase activity; nucleotide-excision repair.